UUUGGAAAGAGUGGCCCCUGUCUGUCUCUCUGUCGGAAGUGAUAUGCAGUGUCCCCGGCUCCUCCCCCUCCCUAGAACGGCCGCUGGCUGGAUGUCUAUGGGAAGACAGGAGAGAUGGCGCUCCAUACAGCUAGUCGCAGUACGAUCCUUAUGGUGCUCAUCUCCAUCGGGCUGACCGUGGCUCUGGGUUUCGGACUCCCCGAGAUCCUGAAGCUGAUCUUUCGGCUUUUGGGGUUUCCUAUUGAUAAUGCCUCACAUGCCAUUGUCUUGGUGUACUUUGUAUUUGUGAUGUUUGUGGCCAUGCCAUCCAUACCCAGGGGCACACUACCAUUGGAAGGAAAGGCAGUCCUAAUCACAGGCUGUGACAAAGGGUUUGGAUUUGCUUUGGCAAAGCACCUGCACAAAUUGGGAUUUCAAGUAUUUGCAGGUUGUUUAUUAAAGGAUAAGAAUGGAGAAGGAGCUCAGGAACUGGAAAAUGUACAAUGUGAUCGCAUGAAAGUCCUUCAGAUGAAUGUCUGUAGUGACGAGGAAGUUGCCAAUGCUGUGGAAUUUGUGAACAAGCACCUUGAGGACCCUGAAAAAGGUUUGUGGGGCUUGGUUAAUAACGCCGGCAUUGCUACAUUUGGAGAAGUGGAGUUUACAAGCCUUGACACAUAUAAAGAAACUGCAGAUGUAAAUUUGUGGGGAACUAUUAGAGUGACAAAAGCUGUUUUGCCUCUGAUACGUCGUAGUAAAGGUCGGGUGGUAUGUAUGGCAAGCAUGCUUGGAAGAAUGGGCAGCCCAUCCCGAUCAAGCUACUGUAUUUCCAAAUAUGGAGUAGAGGCCUUUUCUGACUGUCUAAGACAAGAGAUGUACAAGUGGGGGGUAAAGGUAAUUACAAUUGAACCUGGAAACUUCAUAGCUGCCACUGGAAUAUUCACAAAAGAAGGAGUAGAAAGACGUGGAGAAGAGAUGUGGGAGCAAGCCUCCGAAAUUGUUCGUGCCGAUUAUGGGAGAGUUCAUUUCUCUCAUCAGGUUGCCAGAAUGAAAGCUUUUGUUAGUUCUGGUGUGAAAGAUAUGACUGCUGUUCUCAAUGGAAUCACAGAUGCGUUAUGUUCUAAAUACCCAUACACACGGUACAAUCCUACAGACACCUACUACUGGAUAAAGAUGCAGCUUAUGUCCCACCUUCCUGCUGGCAUUGCGGACUGGAUUUAUAUUCACUGAAGACAGUUUGUUUGUUUGAAAUUACUGAUGAUAAAAAAAAAUUGCAAAUUUAAGUGUGCUG
Messenger RNA from Nanorana parkeri, 1267 nucleotides. Its product is annotated as D-beta-hydroxybutyrate dehydrogenase, mitochondrial-like. The coding region runs from base 115 to 1206 and encodes 363 amino acids. The record is from RefSeq and is a predicted model, not a curated record. Gene Ontology annotation, molecular function: oxidoreductase activity. The transcript is spliced from 5 exons. Lineage: Eukaryota; Metazoa; Chordata; Amphibia; Anura; Dicroglossidae.